GCGGAGCUGUGCGGAGAGGAGAGAGCGCAGAUUGCGGGUGUCCGGGCUUUAAAAGCGGGCGUCACCUCGCGGCUCAGCAUCAGCAUCUUAAGUGCGAGAGAACAGCUGAUACACACACAGACGCUGCUGGCAAUUUAUCAUAUGCAAUGAUGUCACUGCAAAAACCUCUCUUGAGACGAAGCGCGUCAAACGUAGAAUCGACCAAUCACAGUGGUCCUUUGUUGACUCCGCCCACCUCCCUUAAUUUACACUCCUCCCACAACCAGCACCUCAACUGUGACACCAUAAAGCAGGGUGUGGUCGUGGUGUCCAAGGAAACACAUGGUUCUACGGCGCCCUCAAAGAUUCGCCAGAAAUAUGAGCUGACGAAUAUUCAAAAUGCCAUGGGUCUUACCCAAAACUCUGUCCUGCCAAACCAAAGCCAUGCCCCUUUGAACAGAAAACACGCCCCCACAAAAUCUGCAUCCUCUUCGUCUCUUUUCUGCUCCUCCCUUUCGUAUUCCACGUCCAAUCCUAAACUGGCCAAAAACGGCACCAACCUGCAACUGAAAGUGGAGCAACUGGACCUCAACAAAAACGCCAAGAACCACAAUGACAUCUCAGGAAAAGACACUCAGAAGAAUCCACCAAUCCGAAGGAGAACCAAGAGUUUUCUAGAAUACCAUCAAGAGGAGGAGGAGGAGAAGGUGUCCAACAGCCCUGAUAAAGACCUCCUCACGCAGGGUGAUGAGAAACACCUCCUCCCGAAGCUUGAGGCACAGACCUGGGGUGAAGAGAACCGCGUGGAGGCACACCUCACCCUCCCCCAGAAUCACCUGCUUCUCCAGCCCAGCGAGGAGGAGGAGCAAAGCCCCGAACUCGACAUUUAUGAGCACAUGCUCCGCCCGAACAAUGAGCGGAUGAGCCGGGUCAGAAACAGGUCAGUGGAAAGCAGCGGUUCUCCAGGCCGACUUCAGAUGAGCCCAGCGUCCACGUUCCGUCUGCCUCUGAGAGGGGCAGAUACCGAUGAUUCACCUGGACGUCCAACACGACCUGAGAAACAGGUGGAGGAAGAGGAGGAAGAUUCCAGCUGGACGACACUGUCACAGGACAGUCCAUCCUUCGAUACACCUCACGAAACAGGUUUGUGGGAUGAGCAUUCUCAGGUGCACGACGUGUCACAGGAGUAUUUUUGGCAUGUUUCAAUGGACACCACUAUACGAGAUCGACCCGUAACCCAUGUCGCCCGCGCUGACCCGGAGACCUCACCCGUUCAACAGACAGUGAAGGGGGUCUGUCUGUCUGUGCCCCCUUCUAAAGCACAGAGUGAGAGGCCCAGCAGUAUAGUGUCAGACAGUUCUGUAGAGCCUGUACCUUCAUCAGCAGCUUCCUCUCCCUCCUCUUCCUCACUGUGUUAUAAGGCAAUGGGACACGCGGCCAGUUUCCUCAACAACAACUAUCUGGACCUGACAGAGACAUGUGAGCCCAGAGAGAGAGACAAACGAAGGCAGAGAGAAAGACAGGAGGAGAGAGAGAGUGAGAGAGACAGAGGAAGUUUGGGUGCUCAAGGAGGUCCAUACAGCUUCAUUAACCACAGAGCUAAAGUCUCAUCGGCCCCUGCUGAUACAGUCAUACCCAUCAAUGAGCUGGAAACACAGGUGUUUACGGUUCAUUAUCUGGGCUGGUCAGAGGUGCGAGAUGCAGAUGUGACGUGCGGAAAAAGCGGUGCGGUGGUUAGUGAAUGCAUCCAACAGCUGCAACGACGGCGAGAGAGAGACAGCGUGGGGGCACAAGCGAUGCUAUUGGUUCUGCAGGACGUCACUCUUACCCUGAUUGACCCUGCUGACCACACCCUUCUGCACACUGAGCCAAUCAGCUGCAUCCGUGUGUGGGGAGUGGGGCGGGGCUUUAGCAGGGAUUUCGCGUACGUAGCCCGGGACAAGAACACGCGUGUGUUAAAAUGUCACGUGUUUCAAUGUGACAGUCCUGCAGAAUCCAUCGCCAGCAGCCUGAAGCUCAUCUGCUCCAAGAGUAUGGCCGAGCGGAGAAGUGCUGGUUCUGUCGAAGGUUCUUCAUCUCUGUUCAGUUCAGAUGUUCCUCUCAGAGUAGAGUUUCCAACACCAAAGACUGACAUCCAACACAGUUUCCAUGUGCUUUACCUCGGAAUGACCUCAGUACUGAGACCGAUGGGAAUGGACAUGAUAAAUGGAGCGAUAGAUAGUCUGAUGUCCACUGCAGGGAAAGAGGACUCGACACCCGUCCUGCUCAAUGUUGCUGAUGCCACGAUCACUGUCAUUAAAGAAAAGCAGGAAGAGGAGGAGGAAGUCGUAGUGCAGUGUCGCGUGCGGUUCCUGUCGUUUAUGGGUGUCGGUCGUGACGUCCACACGUUUGCAUUCAUCAUGGACACGGGAAACCAGCACUUCCAGUGUCACGUGUUCUGGUGUGAACCCAAUGCAGGGAGCGUGUCAGAGGCCGUGCAGUCAGCAUGUGUGUUGCGGUAUCAGAAGUGUUUGGGGAAGAGCAGCUCCUUGUCUCCGCCCCCUUCUGACUCCGUCACACGCCGUAUGACAUCCAGCGUGAAGCGCGGCGUCCAAUCAAUUAUAGACACUCUGAAAAAGAAGCCCGCCCCUGAAGUUCCCCACCAAUGACAGAACAAAACAGCAGCGAUGGACAGCAGGAGGGUGUGUGUACAUUUACUGAUGCAGCCAAGGAGAAACACACAAUCCAACGUAAAGACGGCAACAAAAAAUGACAAAAGAUUAACGAGGAGCGCUUUACGAGAACACCUUCAGUCAUAUCAGUGUGCAGAAUGAAGCAUGCCUCUGCCUUACACCAACACAUACAUUUUCACAGUAUUUUCAAAGUAUUUUGGGGUGUCGGAGUGAAAUGAAGUUCAUGUCUUGCUGUUAUCAUCAUGCUCAUAUCAAUGUUAUUUUCAUGUGUGACCUGAAUUCAGACUUGUGCCAUAGUGUGUUUAAUUUCAAAGCACUUGCUCAUUAAAACGCAAUUCACACACUUGGGAAAUUGGAUCCUUUGAAAUUUUUCUGCUCUUUACCAAGAAAUCUAGUGGAAAUUUUCUGGUGCUGGGUAGCGAGCAGGGGUGGACUGGGAAGAGAAAUCGGCCCAGGAUUUUACAUAGAAACUGGCCCAAAAGUUGUUGAGCAGGGGUGGGGUGGGGGUGGGGGGUUGUCGCUGUCCUUUUCUGCAUAUCGCUGCCCCCUACGGCAUAUCGCGGCGCCGUUUUGUGGCCCGUUCUGCAUAAUGUGGCGGCUCAUUUCACCUUAUGGAGGCCCAUUCGGCCCGUUUCGCGGCAGGCCCAGUUCUCCCGAUUUUCCAGUCCACCCAUGAUUGGCCCCAAAGUGCGUCGGCCAACCGGAAAAAUGCCCGGUAUGCCAGGUUACCAAUCCAGCCCUGGUAGCAAGUGAGGAAAGGUUUGUGUAAAAUGUCCAAUUUUAGUUACAAUUCACAGAGCUCACACAUCAUGAUGAUAUAGAGAUGCAUUAAUGUAUGUUCUGCAGUUGGGAAUAUCAUAAUACACUGGAGUUUGUCUGUAAUAUCUGUGUGCUCAGCUUUAUACUGUAACAGAGAACAAAAUGGGGAAUAUGAACGUUUAAUCUGAUCACACACACACACUCCUUUAGUUAACACCACAGCUAGAAACAUAUUCUUCACAAGUAUUCAAUGUUUGCAAGCGCACAGUCCUGUUUUACACACUGAACGUGUGUUCUUGUGUUGCUGGGGCGGUAACACACUUUAGUACUAAGCUAUUAAAAAAGAUUAUUUCAGUGUGAUUAACUGCGAAAAAAUGUACACAAUUAAUCAUGUCCCUGGACCGUAAUAAGGAAUAUUCCUGCCAUCGGAGCAAUUGGAGCUUGAGGUAGCGCGUGAUUUCAGCAGGGGGCAGUAAGUGAAACUCCAGCUGUAUAGACAACAAACACACUCAGACUUGACUGACACCAGCGACAGCACAAGAGGACGCGUUCUUGCAUUCAAACAUCUGGAUGAAGCACAAUUCUGAGUGCACGGAUCUCCAGACGUUUAACUUGAAACAGUGAACUAAAAACACUGUGUUUAUGAAACGACGCAACCAAAGUGAGACGCUCCAAAAAAGCAUCCGUCUGCAUUGACGCAUUGCUUUAUUAUAAACCUACCACGGACUGACGAAUUGAAUUGCUAAAUGGAUUGCUGUGGACUGUAGGUCAAUGAUAGGUCUGUGAUCAAUAAUAUGGAAAUAAACAAUGUAUUGCCUUCUA
Molecule: messenger RNA, 4232 nt
Organism: Myxocyprinus asiaticus (Chinese sucker)
Lineage: Eukaryota; Metazoa; Chordata; Actinopteri; Cypriniformes; Catostomidae
Product: amyloid beta precursor protein binding family B member 2-like
Exons: 14
Coding region: 147-2627 (826 amino acids)
Biological process (GO): regulation of DNA-templated transcription
Cellular component (GO): nucleus; cytoplasm
Molecular function (GO): amyloid-beta binding; transcription factor binding
Source: RefSeq, a predicted model, not a curated record